AUGUACCUCAUCGAUUAUUUUCUUGAACCUCAGCCUCUACAAAUUGAGCAUUUCUUUGAGGCUGUUCGCAUAUAUUUCGUAGUCCGUACCAAGACAGGCGCUUGUGAACUAGCUCUCGGCCUCGGAUUUGCGGAAAGGGGGAGAGUGGGCGGGGAGGACCGGAACGGGAGCCGGCGAAGCGACGUGCUUCACAGCCCGAUGUGGUCCCCACAAAGCAAAGCCGAACCUCACUCUUUCCUACGAAAUCCGACUACUAGCGAUGCCUUCGACUUUGCGCCGAUCGAAUCCGAGGCAAUCAAGAGCAUCUGCGCGGAUACAGAAUGGAAGGAAAACAUCGUGUUCACCUGCAACGACAGUGUGGGAGGCAUUGGCAACAUCCGCAACUCGAUCUUGAAUUGCGUUCGCUACUCCAUUUUGGCAGGAGGUUCCCUCGUGGAGCCCAAGAUCGUGCUCCGCAACGAGUCAGACACUGCAGCAAUACGCACAGGGAUAGGGGCUGAGUUCGAAUAUAUGUUUGAUCGGCAGCACUUUCGCGAGUCCCUCAUGCUCUCCUGCCCCGGGCUUCGUCUAUACGAUACAGUUGAGGAUAUCAAAGGGAAGACAUUCCACGAGCCGAUAGCACUGCACCCCGAGUCGCUCGCACCUGAUGAAAAAUUGGAACCUGAAAAAUGGAGGGGUCUAUUCUAUAACUGGCUUGGGGAACAUAUCAGUGAUAUGUUUGACAACACUGUGGUCAUCAAACUUGAGAGAUCGUACUUGUCAUAUCCUAUAUACACCGACGGCGAUGGCUUUGCGACGAGUUUUGGGAAGAUCCUCAAAUUCCGCGCUGACAUCAGCAUUCUAGCGACAAAGACUCUAUUAAAGCUUGCUGAGAGAUAUUCCUAUGAUAUCGAUCUUCUUAAACCCAUUCUUCCUAAUUUCUUCCUUGGUGUUCACCUUCGCACCGAAUAUGACUCGCAGCAGGGUUGGCCGGUUGGCGACUGGGUAUACAGCCGAUAUGAGACGCAGUCAAGACUAUAUUUGGAGCAAGCAAAUUCCUCGAGCACAUCUCAUAUCUAUGUGGCAUCUGGGGACCAAGAAGAAGUCGCGAAGUUUAAAGUUGAUGCGGCAGCAUCUAAUAUCACAGUCACGACGAAGUUUGAUUUACUGGACGAAACGGACAAAGCGACGCUAAAGAUGUUGUCUUGGGAUCAGCAGGGCAUGGUGGAUUUUCAAGUCAUGACAAAAGCAUCGGCUUUUGGAGGCAUUGGGCACUCGAGUUUUGCGUGGAAUAUCGCUUUACUUAGGCAUAAGUAUGCCGAGAGGAAGGACCACUUGAGCGGGCCCCAGCUAUUAAGUGAUGAGCUGAGCCAGAUCUAUGGGAAACCUUACCAAUACCCAGAGUACGCGAGAUGUUUAUGGCCUUAA
Molecule: messenger RNA, 1407 nt
Organism: Pseudogymnoascus destructans
Lineage: Eukaryota; Fungi; Ascomycota; Leotiomycetes; Thelebolales; Thelebolaceae
Exons: 2
Coding region: 1-1407 (468 amino acids)
Source: RefSeq, a predicted model, not a curated record